Molecule: messenger RNA, 360 nt
Organism: Lathyrus sativus (Indian pea)
Lineage: Eukaryota; Viridiplantae; Streptophyta; Magnoliopsida; Fabales; Fabaceae
Source: the annotation of a GenBank genome assembly
AUGGCUGAUAUUUAUGAAAAUGAACGGUUUAAGAAAUUCUAUAUGCCUCCUGUUUUCGAAGAGAGUAUCAAACCCAAAACCAACCUCGACGAUUCAAAAUUACUUCGAAGAAGGUUAGAUACAGUUUUCGAAGAGAGUGACGAAACCAACCUCGACGAAGAAGAAGCUGUCGUUAAAGACUCACAACAGCAUGUGACAGAAAAUAAAAAGCUGCUACUAUCAAUGAAUGCGUUUGAACUGAUUGCCAUGUCGAAAGCACUCAACUUCGAAAACUUGUUAAAGUCGAUGCUUGAGAAUUCGAAACCCAAAAGAAAAAGAAAGCUUAAUUUGCCACAGAGGUGUUUUACAUGGUUGAAGUAA